CGUCAACGGUCCACCUUCAUCAGCGCGAAUAUAACAACAAACCAUCACUUCCCCUCACUUUACCUAUUCAACCCUUUCGACACUUUCUACAACUACAAAGCCAUACCGACUCCAAGCUCGGAAGACCAACGGCAUCAUGUCUGCGAAUACCGUCUACGUCAAGAACAUCAGCUCCCAGACUAGUGAGAAGGAAGUCAAGGACUUCUUCUCUUUCUGUGGAAAGAUUGCCAACAUCGAAGUCAUCCCCGCGGGGGAGACCCAAAAUGCCACCGUCACCUUCGAGAAGGAAACUGCCGCCAAGACCGCCCUUCUACUCGACAACACCCAGCUUGGUUCUACUCAUGUUCAAGUAACCAGUGCCGCUGGCGUGAACGAAGAAGACUCAAGUCAUUACUCUACAACUGCUGAGCGUGAUACCGAUGAGAUUACUCAGGAGGAGAAGCCGAAAACCCGCAUUAUUGCUGAGUAUCUCGCUCAUGGCUAUGCAAUCGGUGACCAAGCAGCACAACGUGCUAUCGAUCUUGACCACAAGCAUGGUGUCUCCAGUAAAUUCCUCGAUACGCUCAACAAGUUUGAUCAGAAAUACCAUGCUACCGACAAGGCAAAGUCACUCGACCAGUCGUAUGGCGUCACGGAGAAGACCAACUCUCUAUUUUCUCGCUUGAACUCAUUCUAUGAGAAGGCAGCCGGUACCCCAACUGGCCAGAAGCUUGCCAACUUCUACACACAAACUUCUCGCCAAAUUCAAGACAUCCAUGCCGAGGCUCGUCGUCUUGCAGAUCUGAAGAAGCAUGAAGCUAGAGUUCAAAAGGUUGCCGGAACUGAGAAGACCACCUGUAAGUGCGGUUCAGAUUCCGCCAAUUGUCCAUGCGGUCCUGGAGAGUGUGCUUGUGUCGGGUGCGCCAAGUCGGAUGUCAAGGAGGCAUCAGGCAACAAGGACAAGACUACAUGCAAAUGUGGUGGCGACCCUGCCCAGUGUGCAUGUCCUCCUGGUCACUGUGUUUGCAAUUCUUGCCCCAAGGCAGAGGUCAAGUCAGUAGCCUCUGGUAGCGACAAGACUACUUGCAACUGCGGCGGAAACGAUCGAAAUUGCCUUUGCCAGGAGGGCAAAUGUGCUUGCAGCGGCUGCUCUAAAUAAAUGGGUUUCUUUACGGAGUGUGGUUUCUUUGGGACAUUGUACAACUAUGGAACAUUUCAGCUGACGACUUCACCCCGUUCAGCACUUUCGACACAUGAGACCGCGGUUAGGGAUACUGCCUUUGUGGAUUCUACCAGGAUUGCUCCUCUCGAGCC
Messenger RNA from Amorphotheca resinae ATCC 22711, 1293 nucleotides. RefSeq lists its product as hypothetical. The transcript has 4 exons. Gene Ontology annotation, molecular function: RNA binding. The record is from RefSeq and is a predicted model, not a curated record. The coding region runs from base 137 to 1138 and encodes 333 amino acids. Lineage: Eukaryota; Fungi; Ascomycota; Leotiomycetes; Helotiales; Amorphothecaceae.